UUAUAAUAUAAAGACCUGGAUUCGCCUCAAAUUUUGCUAUUCGCAAAAAAUCACGGGGACUAAUUACUGACUUUAUUAUAAUGUUUGUAUACAAAGAUUUGAAUCACCCUUGCCAUUCAAAAAUGGUGAAUAUAGAAAAACAUCAAGCUGUCUAUAAGAAAUCGAAUAAUAUAAGUGAAAAUAAUAAGCCAAUUUGUGUAUUAUCAAGUGACUAUCAGCCUGAAGAACACAGAAUUAGAAAUUUGGAAGUUUAUGAAGAUGAUAUAUGGAUUGUGACGUAUCCAAGAAGUGGUACAACAUGGACCCAAGAAUUAGUAUGGUUGAUCAACAAUAAUUUGGAUUAUGAAACCGCUAAAAAUAAAAUUCUUAAAGAAAGAUAUUCAUUCAUGGAAUAUUCCACCCUUGGCAAAAAACAACAAGCCGUUAACACUGUAGAUGUCACAAUAAACUUGAAACGACCCAGGCAUAUUAAAACACAUUUACCUGCAAAAUUAUUGCCAGAUCAAAUAUGGGCAAAAAAUCCAAAGAUAGUUUAUGUAACUCGAGAUACAAAAUCCGUGGUCGUAUCAUAUUAUCAUCAUUGCAAAGUUUUUGCUGGAUAUCAAGGAACACUUGACGAAUUUGUGGACUGUUUCUUAAAAGACGAAAUACUUUGGUCGCCUUUCUGGGACCAUACACUAGAUUUUUGGAAACUGAAAGAUAAACCUAAUGUACUAUUUUUGAGAUAUGAAGACAUUAAAUUGGACAUGUUAAAUGUUUUGAAAAAAGUUUCUGAGUUUUUAAAUAAAAGUUACAGCAUUGAGCAAUUGCGUGCUCUUGCUGAUCAUUUGGACUUCGACAAUAUGAAAAAAAAUACAUCCUGCAAUAAUACAUCAUUUACUAUUGAACGAUUGAGUGAGAGAGGUGAAAAGCUUUCAUCAAAUACAGCAUUCAUCCGAAAAGGAAAAGUUGAUGGAUGGAAAGAUGAAUUAAAUCAAACAUUGGCAGAUAAAAUCGAUGCUUGGUCAAGAGAAAAAAUAUCUGGAACAGGGUUCAACUUGUAUGAAAACAAGAAUUGACUAGGAGGGAAAUAAAAUUUUAUAUAUUUUUAUUUCACAUUUAAAUAGAUCUACAGAUAUUUAGACGAAUAUUGAAAUAUUCAAAUACUGAGAUAAUUUAAAUUUACUCAUUGUGUUACAGCAUUCGAAUGAAGAACAGAAUCUUUAAUUUUUAGAUAGAGUAUUUUUUUAAUAAAA
Ctenocephalides felis (cat flea) is the source of this 1235-nucleotide messenger RNA. Its product is annotated as estrogen sulfotransferase-like. Gene Ontology annotation, biological process: sulfation. The transcript has 7 exons. NCBI's taxonomy places the organism in Eukaryota, Metazoa, Arthropoda, Insecta, Siphonaptera, Pulicidae. The record is from RefSeq and is a predicted model, not a curated record. Gene Ontology annotation, cellular component: cytoplasm. Gene Ontology annotation, molecular function: sulfotransferase activity. The coding region runs from base 81 to 1058 and encodes 325 amino acids.